ACCAUGUGUGUUUUCUCCACAGUGAGGUCACCAGGAACUCUCUGGAAAAAAUUCUUCCACAGCUGAAAUGCCAUUUCACCUGGAACUUGUUCUGGGAAGGAAGUCUCUCAAGUCAUGUGGAAGACAGAGUGCGAAACCAGAUUGACAUUUUAAACUCUGAGCACAAAGCGACAAUGUUCAACUUGUUGGCCUAUAUAAAAUACCUGGAUGGUGAAAAGGAGGCAGCCUUGGAGUGCUUAAGGCAAGCUGAAGUCUCAGUGGAGCCAAAGCAGGAUGAUCAAGCAGAAAUUAGACAUCUGGUCACCUGGGGAAACUAUGCUUGGAUCUACUACCACAUGGGCCGGCUCUCAGAAGCUCAGGCUUAUGUUGACAAGGUGAGACACGUGUGCGAGAAGUAUGCAAAUCCUUACAGCGUGGAAUGUCCAGAACUUGACUGUGAGGAGGGAUGGACACGCCUAAAGUGUGGAAGGAAUGAAAGAGCUAAAAUGUGCUUCCUAAAGGCUCUAGAAGAGAAGCCCAGUGAUCCAGAGUGUUCGUCUGGGCUGGCAAUCGCCACAAGCCGUCUAGAAGAACAGCCCGAGAAGCAGUUCGCUGUGGAUGCUCUGAAGCAGGCCAUGGAGCUGAACGCUGAGAACCAGUAUGUCAAAGUUCUCUUGGCCCUGAAACUGCAGAAAAUGGGAGAAGAAGCUGAAGGAGAGCGACUGAUUGACGACGCCCUGAGAAAAGCUCCUGAUCAAGCGGAUGUACUGCAAAAGGCAUCCCAGUUUUACCAGAAAAAGGGUAACCUAGAUAGAGCUAACACACUUCUUGUAAGAGCACUAAGAUCCACAGAAAACAAGACUCCCCUCUACACCCUGGUCAUGUGCCGUUACAGGGAAAGGCUGAAGCAAUUACAGAAAACCGGAAAUGCUGGCUCCAGUGACAGCCUAGAGAAGAUGGAAGAACUGAGACAAUUAACCAUGGAGUACAUGCGCCAGGCUCUUCAGAGGAAGCAAAGUCGUCUGAACUCCUACUCAGACCUCAUCGAUUACCCAGAAGUAAAACGAUGCUGUCAGUUGGUCUUCGGCAAGGAGAGCCCCAGUGCUGAAGAACAACAGCUCUACCAGAGCUAUUGCAACCUCCAGGAAUAUCACCAGCGGUCUGAAGGCCUUGCUGCCCUGAAGGAGUUACUCAAGUCCUGCAGUCUCACAGAAACAGCAUCCAUUGAGAAGGAAGGGAUGAAGGAGCAAGCAUAGGCCAAAGAUGAAAACGUUCAGUGGCAAAAUGUGCUGGAUUCUUGGUCUCUCUGGGGAAUAAG
Molecule: messenger RNA, 1297 nt
Organism: Cricetulus griseus (Chinese hamster)
Lineage: Eukaryota; Metazoa; Chordata; Mammalia; Rodentia; Cricetidae
Source: RefSeq, a predicted model, not a curated record